Messenger RNA from Humulus lupulus (European hop), 1818 nucleotides. RefSeq lists its product as uncharacterized. The transcript has a single exon. Bases 388 to 1623 code for a protein of 411 amino acids. NCBI's taxonomy places the organism in Eukaryota, Viridiplantae, Streptophyta, Magnoliopsida, Rosales, Cannabaceae. The record is from RefSeq and is a predicted model, not a curated record.
UUUUUCCAUUUGUCUUUGCAUUUUGGCAGAUCUGAAUUUUUUUUUAUAAAUAAUUACGUUUUAUUUUUUUAUUUUUUAAUUACAAAAAUUGUGUGUAUAUAUAUAGAGAGAGUGAGAGCUCGUAAUAUUUUUGGUUUGGUGAGCCCCAAGUCUUAGUGGGGUCGAGAGAGAACUAAGCUACGGCUCUCAUUUUCCCGAGAAAUCUGAAUCGCGGAAACCAAGCAUAGAUGUUUCCGUUCUCUUGAAUUUUUACUGACUGACUCAAAUCUUUCGAUGUUUCUUUCUUCUCCGUUCUCCAUUUCCAUGGAUUCUUAGUUAUAAUUUUCUCGGGAUUCGUUUUCUGUUGAAUUUUUUUAUAUAUUGAGUUUUAUUAACUGAGAGAUUUUAAUGGAAGGUGGUGGAGGAGGCGGUGGUUUCAGGGCCGGGUGUGGUGGUCGCCCAAGAAUUACUCUGUUUGAUCAGAUGUCAGCCGUAGCGGACGGCCGAGAUUUGACGGGAUUGACUCUGGACGAUAUCUUAGCCGUUGAAAAGAGAGCCGUACACAACUCAUCAUCAUCACCGCGGCAGCCUCACGCGCCACCCAUUCCCGCUGUUCGGACUCUUUUGGAUAUUAUCCGAGACGAAGAUCCUAAGUCCAGUUCUUGUAAGGGAUUCGCUGCUAGUAGAGAUAAGAAGUCCUGGAAAUCCUUCAAGGACCGCCUCCGACUCAAGCGUUCCGGCUCCGGCGCCGCCUGGACCUCCUCCGUCCACACUCCAACCUCUGAUAUUCUCAUCCCUAAUUCCCGAUCACAGGUUUUCCGUCACAACUCGGCCAGAGAACGAAGCCUUGCCGACUCAGCUCACGACAUGAAUCAACUCGACGGGGUGUCAGCCGAUACCGGCGGCCACUUCAACAGGCCGCAGAUUUCGCGCCGGAGCUCGACUCGUUUCGGAGCUGCAAACAUCGCGUCGUUUAGGUACGACGGAGCUCCGAACGACGAAGAGAGCGAAGAACCGCGCGUUCCGAGUCUCCGGCACACAAUGUCCCGACGGCACUCCACGCGCUACUCUUCGGCAAUGGUGGAGGACAGCAGUCCAAUCGCCGAUCCGACAGAGCCGUCUCCGCGCGAGGGCUCACGUCGGCUCUCGGUGAUUUUGGCAGAGGAGCGAUCGCUUUCGGCGCGGGAAGCUGUGGCAGCGCAAGAGGCAGCGGAGGCCGAAGCUGCCGCCGCAGCAGCCGCAGCCGGCGAUGAGGCGGAAACAACAGGCACCGUUGAAGAAGACACGGCACCGGAAGCGGAUUCCGACCAGCCGGUGAGAAUGUCAUUGAUGGACCUAUUGGAAGAGACGGACCGUCAGAUGGGGUUUGUGGGAUCGAGGUACAUGAUCGGAGAUGAGGACGAGGAAGGAUUGGAAGAAGAAGAAGACGACGACGACGAAGAGGUGGAGGAAGUGAAAAACGGCGGCGUUGUUGCCGGAGGAGUAGAGAAGAACUGCUGCGUGUGCAUGGUAAGGCAUAAAGGCGCGGCUUUUAUCCCCUGCGGCCAUACUUUCUGUAGGCUCUGUUCUAGGGAGCUUUGGGUUAGUAGAGGGAAUUGUCCACUAUGCAAUGGUUUCAUUUUGGAGAUUCUUGACAUCUUCUGAAAAUUAAUCAAAAUAUUAUGAUGAUGUUUUUUUUUCAAUUUUAAUUUUUUUACUAAACAUUUUUGUAAUUUCAUUUUGGGGUUGGAAUUUAAUCUGUUCAGUAAAGUAUAUAUUUUAUAAGAUUGUAAUAGGUUGAAUUUCAACUUGAAAUGUAUUUUACAGGUAUUAUCAAUGCCAAAGUUUUUUUUUCUUUUU